UUUAACUUUUAACCAAAAAAUCUUCCUCAGUGAUUCCUAAAUCCUAAUUUAACGAUUGCCUAAGUAAGCUUGAUAGGCUUGUUUGAACGUGGCUUGAAGCUACGCUGUUGGAUGAAAAUCAAGAAAAUAACAGUUUGCUUCAAUUAUAGAUAAAGUAUAUUAUAUUGCAAUCGAAAAUGAGCGAUUCGCUCUCUAAUGUGCCACCAAGUUUCAAGCCAAUUCAGCACUACCUGAAAACAGCGGCCGAACAUGACAAGAGGGAUCCUGUAGUUGCCUACUACUGCAGACUUUAUGCUAUGCAGAAAGGCAUGGAAAUAGAUAAGAAGUCGCCUGAGUCAAGAAACUUCUUAAGGCUCCUCAUGGGACAUUUGGAAGAGAUGAAAGUGCAGUUGAAGGACAAUGAAGCUAUCCAGUCGGAGCUGGUCGGGCAGGCGCAUGUUGAGAACUAUGCUAUUAAACUUUUUUUCUAUGCUGACACAGAAGACAGAAAGAGUAAUUUUGGCAAAAACGUAGUGAAGGCAUUUUAUACAUCAUCAAUGUUGUUUGAUGUUUUGACAACGUUUGGUGAACUCCCCGAAGAGCUAGAAAAAAGUCGCAAAUAUGCAAAAUGGAAGGCAGCUUACAUCCACAACUGUCUGAAGGUUGGUGCAACUCCACAACCCGGACCCCAGGCCGAAGCUGCAGACGAGUUAGGCAUCUCUACAGAUCAUCAAUUUCAGCUGCCACAAUCAUCAGCUAGUUUAAUUGCUAAUCUGCCUCCUGCCUCCAACCCAGUCACGAACACUGCUAACUACUCUAGCAACUCUGCAAGUGAUGAUGCGGGGGCCAGUCGACCAUAUUUUAUGAACCAACAAAUUAAUAAAGUCUUACCAUUGGAUCCAUCACCAGGCCAUCGAAAUGUUUCUCUGUCUCCAUUCAACCAACCACCUGCACAUUUCAACGAACAGCCUUCCUAUCCCCAACCGUCAUCUUCAUCGUCGCAACCUCCGCAAUUAACAUUUCCUCACAAUUACAUUGAUGCCCCUGCACAACCACAACCAGCUCAGAGGCAUACAUCAGCAACUAACUUUCAACCAAAGCAUGAAGAUUUCAGUAAAGCAAUGAAGUUUUGCAAAUUCGCAAACAGUGCCCUGCAAUAUGAAGAUGCACCGACUGCAAUUUUAAAUUUGACGAAGGCGCUCAAUAUAAUGAAAACUGGCAGUGAAUAGCAAGAAUGGCUCAUUUGAUUGAGUGCUUGAGCUCCAACUAUCAUUGCAGAUUUGUAGAGUGCCUCUAUUGAGUUAUCUUCAGAGGCGCUAAAAUCAUUGAUGCACAAACUAUUGGCUGAAUGUUUAAACUAUUAAUUUGUUGCUUAUUUCGAUUGAAUUAAAAUUGCCAAACAAUUUAAAAUUUCAUAUUUUUGUAUACAUGUUUAAGACAUUUGUAUCAUCACGAGCGUUAAAUCCACGUGCCCUCGGUUAGGUGACUGACUUGAUAAUUCUGCUUACAAUAGCCUAGACUCGGCCUCGCCACGAG
Helobdella robusta is the source of this 1515-nucleotide messenger RNA. RefSeq lists its product as hypothetical. Lineage: Eukaryota; Metazoa; Annelida; Clitellata; Rhynchobdellida; Glossiphoniidae. The record is from RefSeq and is a predicted model, not a curated record. Gene Ontology annotation, cellular component: multivesicular body. The transcript has 7 exons. The coding region runs from base 177 to 1208 and encodes 343 amino acids. Gene Ontology annotation, biological process: late endosome to vacuole transport via multivesicular body sorting pathway.